Effrenium voratum is the source of this 687-nucleotide messenger RNA. Lineage: Eukaryota; Dinophyceae; Suessiales; Symbiodiniaceae. The record is from the annotation of a GenBank genome assembly.
AUGGCUGCCAUCAUGGAGAGCCAGGUGGAGGAGAUGCGGAAGAUGUUGAGCAAGUUCAAGGUGGCCAACCAAACGCCUCCUGAGGACACAGGCGUCCCGGGGCACGUGGACGUGCUGAUCUUUGGGCCCAGCGGUAGUGGGAAGAGUAGCCUCAUCCGCACCUUCUACAUGGCCCUGCACAAGACCCAGCAGGUGCCUCCGGACUUUGCAGACAGGAUAAUUGUCAAGGACACCCAAAUGAACGAGGGCACCUUGAAGUACGUCUCCGCCGUCAUUAAGCCGGCCAAGCUGGACCACCGUGGCAACAUCAUGUCGUCCUCCAUCCUGUGUCAUGACACUCGUGGCCAGAUCUGGAUGGAUGAGCGUGAGCAGAAACAGAUCGGCUUCAUGAUGGACGGAAAUGUCAGGGACGACGCGAUGGUCCAGCAGCGGAACUACAGAUAUGCCCGGCUCCUCUGGGAGUUCUGGAAGAAAGACACCGAGCUUUUCCCUCCAGAGAUCUUCGCAAAGAACAAGGGCCUGCACACGCAGCCUCAUGCCGUGCUCUUUGUGUUUGACGGUUCCAUGGAGGAGAUUCCAGAUGGCGCAGAGGAGACCCGCUUUUACCGGGAGAUCAUCCAGAUGUGCCGAACGAAGGGGUAUGCCAAUCCUCAGGUCAGGGUCCGGCUCGAGGGACAAGCCAUGUGA